AUGUCUGUGCGGGAGCACACAGCAGCACAAGCGGACAGAUUCAUGCAAGAAACUAUACAAGUGCCAUGUCUGCCCUGCGAAGUUCAGCCGGAGUGCUCACCUGCAGCAGCACAAGCGAACACACACAGUGACAGCGGGACCCUACAGCGUCACAAGCGGACACACACAGGUGAGAAGCCAUACAAGUGCGAUGUCUGCCCUGCGGAGUUUAGCCGAAGUGAGCUACUACAGCAGCACAAGCGGACACACACUGGUGAGAAGCCAUACAAGUGCGAAGUCUGCCGUGCAGAGUUCAGCCUGAGUGGGACCCUACAGCAGCACAAGCGGACACACACGGGUGAGAAGCCAUACAAGGGCAAUGUCUGCCCUGCGGAGUUUAGCCGAAGUGAGCUACUACAGCAGCACAAGCGGACACACACUGGUGAGAAGCCAUACAAGUGCGAAGUCUGCCGUGCAGAGUUCAGCCUGAGUGGGACCCUACAGCAGCACAAGCGGACACACACAGGUGAGAAGCCAUACAAGUGCGAUGUCUGCCCUGCGGAGUUUAGCCGAAGUGAGCUACUACAGCAGCACAAGCGGACACACACUGGUGAGAAGCCAUACAAGUGCGAAGUCUGCCGUGCAGAGUUCAGCCUGAGUGGGACCCUACAGCAGCACAAGCGGACACACACGGGUGAGAAGCCAUACAAGGGCAAUGUCUGUCCCACGAAGUUCAGACUGAGCGGACAGUUAUGGCAUCACAAGCGGACACACACGGGCGAGACGUCAUACAAGUGCGAUCUGCCAGGCAGAGUUCAGACAGCGCAGAACCUUGUCACGUCACAAGCGGACACACACGGAGUUCAUGUACAGCACGAACACACAGAGUUAGAGAAGAAGAAGCUGCUACAGCUAGUUCAGCCAGAGCACGAAGCCUGUGGUUUAACAUGCAGCAAAGACACACUUGUGAUGGCAACCAUGCAAGUGCUUAGAGGCCGCGUACACGUUAAGGGUUGCAGCCCCUUGGAGAGACAUAGCUUUGAGCUCAAAAAUCUGACUCAUCCUGGUGCUGAAAAGAUCGAAUACAACCACCAGGAGACUUCUUCACCAGAGCGAGAAGGAAUUCCACGGCUGGCCAUGGCACACACGCCAAAAGAAUAA
This is a messenger RNA of Ornithodoros turicata, 1140 nucleotides long. RefSeq names its product zinc finger protein 501-like. NCBI's taxonomy places the organism in Eukaryota, Metazoa, Arthropoda, Arachnida, Ixodida, Argasidae. Gene Ontology annotation, molecular function: DNA-binding transcription factor activity, RNA polymerase II-specific; RNA polymerase II cis-regulatory region sequence-specific DNA binding. The record is from RefSeq and is a predicted model, not a curated record. The coding region runs from base 1 to 1140 and encodes 379 amino acids. The transcript has 4 exons. Gene Ontology annotation, biological process: regulation of transcription by RNA polymerase II.